AUGCGACUCAUCAAUGUACAAACACUACAACUAACUGAAUUCCUCGAUGCGCGCCAGCGGCCGAAGUAUGUUAUUGCCUCUCAUCGCUGGGCCCCGGAUGAAAGCAGCUUCAAGGAUCUUAGGAAAGGCCGCAACAAGCACUAUUCCGGAUACAAGAAAAUCGAUGGAUUUGCCCAGUACAUCCGUCAAUCUUACCCAGCGAUAGAAUGGCUCUGGAUAGACACAUGCUGUGUCAAUAAAGAAAGUGAUGCAGAACUGUCGUAUGCCAUCAACUCAAUGUUCGAUUGGUAUCGGAAUGCCGAAGUCUGUGUCGCGCGACUUGGGAUCCUGCCAAGUAAUUACACGCCUGAACAAUUGAAGCAAGACCAGUGGUUCUGGAGGGGCUGGACACUUCAGGAGCUGCUCGCGCCGCGCGUCGUAGUGUUCGUAGACCACGACUGGCGCGCCAUUGGACACAAGGGUAUCGGAUCUCAGGGUACAGGGCCAAAUAUAGCCAAGGCGAUCGCCUCGAUCACUGGAAUCUCGGAGGCAGUGCUGGGAGAUUGGGGAGCAAGUGUGAACCUGCGCCUCGAAGAGAAGAUGAAAUGGAUGACUAACAGGGACACAACCCGGGAAGAAGACAUGAUUUAUGCCUUAUUUGGCAUCGUAGGUGUCUCGAUGAGCGUCAUAUAUGGCGAAGGAAAAGACCGCGCCUCCGCCCGUCUGGUCGCAGCUAUU
Dissoconium aciculare CBS 342.82 is the source of this 717-nucleotide messenger RNA. RefSeq lists its product as uncharacterized. The transcript has a single exon. The record is from RefSeq and is a predicted model, not a curated record. NCBI's taxonomy places the organism in Eukaryota, Fungi, Ascomycota, Dothideomycetes, Mycosphaerellales, Dissoconiaceae. The annotation marks the transcript as partial.